ACAUAAAUGAGCGGAGUGACGACAACAUUUUCAGUUGUUGAUGACACGUCGAAUUCGCAGAACAUAAGUCGAUUUUUGCGUUUGUGUUUACGUUUUAUUCCAGUUUUGUAAAAUAUCUAAACAAAAAAAUCUAUCUCUAUCUUUUGAUAUUAUCGCUUAAUUAAAUAGUAUAGAAAUGAAUACUAUAAGAAAUUCAAAAACCGCAAGAAUUGUUAUUAUUGGCGCGGGACCGUCUGGCAUAGCUGCUGCUACAAAACUAAUUAAGUCUGGCUUUGAGAAUGUUUUAGUCAUUGAAGCUGAGAGCCGAGUAGGAGGUCGAAUAUAUACAGUGGAUUUCGCUGACAAUGUUGUGGAUCUGGGCGCACAAUGGUGUCAUGGUGAGAAAAAGAAUGUUGUUUAUGAAUUGGUCAAAGAUUUGAAUCUGCUGGAAACGACUGGUACUAUUUAUGAUGAUUACGUUUGUAUACGCUCAAAUCGUGAAGUUCUAUCGGAUGAUGUUGCAGAUGUACUUAAAACAAUUGCAUUCGAAACCAUACCUGAACGGCAGAAAGGUUUAUUAAAGUAUGAAGGCUCUUUGGGAUCUUAUUUGGUAGAAACUUAUUGGCGUGAAUUAGAAAAAAGUCCAAAUAUAGAUCGCACAAUUGCACAUGAGUUUCUGGAUAAUAUGAAAAAAUUCGAAAACUCUGUAGAGGCAUCAGAUACGGUUUUCGAGGUCUCUGGUCAGGGACAUUUGGAUUAUUGGAUUUGCGAGGGUGAAUUAUUAUUAAACUGGAAAGAUAAAGGAUUCCAUACACUAUUAAAACUUUUAAUGAAGUCUAAAGGAAAUGAAACAAAUGAUUUGGGCAUACUUAAUAAGCGUGUGAUAUUAAAUAAAAAAAUCGAACACAUUGCUUGGCAAAAAGGUGAUGAAGCUAUUAUAAAAUGUGUUGAUGGUCAACUCAUUGAAGCGGAUCAUAUCAUUUGCACAGUCUCACUGGGUGUACUUAAAGAAAACUAUAAGAAAAUGUUUACACCGCUGUUGCCACCAGCAAAGUGUCGUGCUAUUGAGGGUCUUAAAUUGGGUACUGUUAAUAAAUUUUUCAUGGAAUUCAAAGUACCAUUUGGACCACCAGACUGGACUGGUUUUAUGUUUUUAUGGACACAAGAAGAUCUUGAUGAAUUACGAAAUACUGAUUAUUUCUGGUUAGAGAGUGUUUUUGGCUUUUUCCGCGUUUCAUAUCAGCCUCGCAUAUUAGGCGGUUGGAUUAUAGGACCACAUGGUCGUCAUAUGGAAACACUCACUGUUUCAGAAGUUCAAAAAGCUAUAUUAUGGUUAUUUAGAAAAUUCUUUACAUUCCCUAUACCAGAGCCUAUUAAUUUUAUGCGUACUCAAUGGUAUUCUAAUCCCAACUUCCGUGGUAGCUAUACUUUUCGUUCAAUGUAUACCGAUGAGUUACGUACUGGUGCUUGGGAUUUAGCUUCACCGUUGACUAAUGGCGCUGGCAAGCCAGUAUUACAAUUCGCUGGAGAAGCAACUCACACACACUAUUACUCAACAGUACAUGGUGCGGUAGAGAGUGGUUGGCGUGAAGCGGAACGCUUAAUUGCAUUCUACCAAAGCAGACCCUCGCAGCUGUGAUGGGGAAAUAUGAUAAGUACUUUACUUGGUAGUACUUUACGUUUUAAAGCCGAUAGAAUGUCAAUGGCAAAUGUGUUAAAAAGAAACUUUUAUGGCAAACUUAAAGAUAAGUUUUAAUUAAGAUUAGUAAA
Molecule: messenger RNA, 1749 nt
Organism: Teleopsis dalmanni
Lineage: Eukaryota; Metazoa; Arthropoda; Insecta; Diptera; Diopsidae
Product: spermine oxidase-like
Exons: 1
Coding region: 176-1618 (480 amino acids)
Molecular function (GO): polyamine oxidase activity
Source: RefSeq, a predicted model, not a curated record